This is a messenger RNA of Penicillium crustosum, 1341 nucleotides long. RefSeq names its product MFS transporter. NCBI's taxonomy places the organism in Eukaryota, Fungi, Ascomycota, Eurotiomycetes, Eurotiales, Aspergillaceae. The transcript is spliced from 8 exons. Gene Ontology annotation, molecular function: transmembrane transporter activity. Gene Ontology annotation, biological process: transmembrane transport. The coding region runs from base 1 to 1341 and encodes 446 amino acids. The record is from RefSeq and is a predicted model, not a curated record.
AUGGCCAUUCAGCAAAUAUUUACCCGGAAAGCAAGGUCCUCCGGUACCUUUACACUAGUGGCUCUAUGUUUUGCACUAUUCACGGACACUUUCGUCUAUGGCAUCAUCGUACCUAUUCUUCCUUUCUUAUUGAUGGGCCAUGGCAACAUGGCUUCCAAGGACGUUCAAAAAUGGUCGUCUGUUUUAUUAGCGACCUAUGGCGCUGCUCUUUUACUUGGCUCUCCUGUGGUGGGAUAUUUCUGCGACAAAUAUCGCACUCGGCAAGCACCAUUGGUUUCUGGUUUCAUCGCCAUGGCCCUAGCGACCGCCCUAUUCAUUUCUGCGAAUAAUGUUUGGGUGCUUCUCGUAGCUCGAGUAUGCCAGGGUCUGUCAGGAGCUGUAGUGGGGGUUUUAGGGCUGAGCAUGAUCGCUGAAACAUCCCGUCCGGAACAGUUGGGUUCGCAUAUGGCUUGCGGGUCAGCAUCAUUAACGUGGGGAAUGCUCUGUGGUCCUAUGACUGGUUGUUUCCUGUUUUCCCAAUUUGGCACUGUUGGUGCUUUCGGUGUCCCAAUUGCACUGCUUGCGGUUGACAUUAUUCUGCGGAUGUUGAUUGUACAGGAAGAUGGAGAUGAAACCAAAAAACAUCACCAGGAGAAUUCUCCUCUAUUGGAAAGCAGUGACAGUGGCUCUGGCGAUAAUUCAUUGAGCUUUUACCAAUUCCUACAUCCACUCAUCCUGGGUUUGAUAUUUUCAGUUCUUGUCAUUUCUUUCAUUUUAUCUGCCAUUGAAACGACCCUUCCACUGUACGUGCUUGACACAUACCAUUGGUCUAGUCUGGGCGCGGGACUUGUAUUCCUCCCAUUGACAAUACCUUCCGUCCUCGGUAUUCCAAUUGCCCACUUUGUAAGGCAUUUUGUGCCACGAACGGUUGUGGUAACUGGAUUCUUCUUGAUGGCAGUACCUACGGUAUCACUGCGGUGGACACAAGCAAACACCAUCCAUCAUGAAAUCGCACUUAUUUUCUUACUAUUCGUCGUCGGAGUAUGUCUUACAACAGUUCAAGCGAUUAUUAUGGGAGAUGUCUCCAAUGCAGUCCGGAAGAUUGAAAGCCUUCACCGGAUCACAGAAGAGAAAAGCAGCGGACAGGCAAGGGGCUACGCACUCUGUAACAUGGCAUUUGCAGCUGGUCAAACGCUCGGUCCCAUCGCUGGUGGAUUCAUCAAACAUGAAUUAUGCUGGGGAUUUAUGACACUAGUGCUUGGGAUUCUAUGUUUGGUCGCUGGGCUUUCGUCGUUCUUUUCCAUGUCGGCAGCUCCUGAAGUUGACGGGAACAGGGUCAAGGUCAACGAUAACGGAUGUUGA